AUGCCAAUUUCUGCAAAUGAACAACGUGCUAUACAGUUAGGCUUUUAUAGAAUGAGAGGUUUUCCAAGAGUAAUAGGUGCUAUUGAUUGCUCAUACAUUCGAAUACAAUCACCCAAUAGUGAUAUAGGGGAACAAUUUCGAAACAAGAAAGGAUACUUCAGCAUUAAUGUACAAGCUGUAUGUAGUAGUGAUAUUGUUAUUACUAAUUUAGUUGCCAGGCAAUGGGCUGGUUCUGUUCAUGAUUCGACAAUAUUCGAUACUAGCAUGCUUCGUGCACAAUUUGAAAACAAAGAGUUUGGCGCAUGUGUUUUGCUUGGGGAUGGAGGAUACCCAUGUCUAAGUUAUUUGUUGACGCCAUUACUGAAUCCACGAUCAGAAUCCGAGAAAAGAUAUCAGAAACUGUCUAGAAUAUUGAGCUAA
Molecule: messenger RNA, 420 nt
Organism: Diuraphis noxia (Russian wheat aphid)
Lineage: Eukaryota; Metazoa; Arthropoda; Insecta; Hemiptera; Aphididae
Product: putative nuclease HARBI1
Source: RefSeq, a predicted model, not a curated record